Molecule: messenger RNA, 1315 nt
Organism: Daktulosphaira vitifoliae (grape phylloxera)
Lineage: Eukaryota; Metazoa; Arthropoda; Insecta; Hemiptera; Phylloxeridae
Gene: Asciz
Exons: 3
Coding region: 354-1145 (263 amino acids)
Biological process (GO): regulation of transcription by RNA polymerase II
Cellular component (GO): nucleus
Molecular function (GO): transcription cis-regulatory region binding; DNA-binding transcription factor activity, RNA polymerase II-specific
Source: RefSeq, a predicted model, not a curated record
UUAUCUACUUUUCGUGGGACGGGCUUAUCAUGUAAGCUAUCUUUUAUCAAUAUAAAAAACAAACAUUGAUAACUUUAAUUAAUAAAAAAAGUCAAUUACGAUUUUAGAAUAAUUUCUAUGUAAAUGAUUGAUUUUUAUAGUGCUCGUCUCGAAGAGUUCAAAAAGUAGAAUAUGGGUAGAUAAAAUUCAGUUUAAAUUAUAUGGAAAUUAGAUACUGUACUAUAGUAUUUGUUGAAUUUUAACUGUUCUUAUGAUGUAAAUUUUUAAUAUUUAAAAUGCUAUUUACUAUACGUGUUUAUAUUUCUCUUUUUAAUUAAUUUUUUUCCUUUGAAUUAUUUAAUUAAUACUUUUCAAUGGUUUCCCCUGACAUUAUUGUUAAAACAGAACCUGACUACAAUUCUUGUACAAUUUAUUAUUGUCCAGUAAUUGGUUGCAAGUAUAAUGUAAACAAUAAUUUAUCAAUGAAGCAUUUUAAAACAUAUAAGCUUCUAAAACAACAUUGUAUUAAAGUACAUUCAGAUAAAAAGUACAAAUGUAAUAAUUGUAAAAAAGGGUUUGCUUUGGAAUCUACCCUAAAAUCACAUCAUGUUACAUGUGGUGUUGUGUAUUCAUGCUAUUGCGGGAUUCGGUAUAAAUCACCUGAGGCAUUUCUUACUCAUACUAAAAGAAAACAGCAUGACAUAGGACUAGGAUAUUCGACUAUUAUGAAACUCUUAAAGUCCAGGAAAUUAUUUCCUAGUUCAGAAGAUGACUUUCAAAAAUCAACCAAAAAGUCUGCUCAUACACAAACUGUAACAGACGUUCAAACAUUAUCAGAUUCUUCUACCCAAACAAAUUUUGAUAGUAAAGAUUGUUUAUUAAGAUAUAAUGAUCCAAAAUUAUCAUCAGCUACAUCAAGUCCUAUUAGACGUUUAUGUGCUCAAACCCAAACAGACCCUCAAGGAAGCAAUGUAAAAAAUAUUGCCGAUACAAUGUUUUUGGAUUCUGAAACCCAAACUAAUUUUGAUUUCUUAGAUAUUUAUACUCAAACAGCUGAUUCUGAGUGUUUAUUUGGAGAUUUAGAGUUCACAAACAUACAGACACAAACUAAUUUUAGCUCUUUUUUCAAUAAUAAUAAAGUAGACGUCAAAGAUAAUAGUAACUGAUUUUCUUUAUUGAUUUUUGAAAAACUAGUGUUUUUAAAAUAUACUAUAACGAUUAAGGUUAUAUUGUAAUUAAAUAUUUAAAUUAAAAAGUUGCGAGCAAAUUUUUUAUCUUAAUAUAAAAAUUUUAAUUAUAUGUAAUGUAAUCAUGUGACGUCUUUAUGUGAUUUGUA